Nicotiana attenuata is the source of this 1414-nucleotide messenger RNA. Its product is annotated as agmatine deiminase. Gene Ontology annotation, biological process: putrescine biosynthetic process. Lineage: Eukaryota; Viridiplantae; Streptophyta; Magnoliopsida; Solanales; Solanaceae. Gene Ontology annotation, molecular function: agmatine deiminase activity; protein-arginine deiminase activity. The transcript is spliced from 10 exons. Bases 76 to 1200 code for a protein of 374 amino acids. The record is from RefSeq and is a predicted model, not a curated record.
AGAUAGAUAGAGAGAGAGAGAGAGAGAGAUAGAAGAAGAAGAAGAAAGAAGAAGAAGAAGAAGAAGAGGUUAGAGAUGGAUCUGAAGGGGACGCCAGUGGAAAAUGGAUAUCGUAUGCCUGCUGAAUGGGAAUCCCACUCUCAUUGUUGGAUGGGCUGGCCUGAGCGUCCAGAUAACUGGCGAAACAAUGCACUUCAUGGUCAACGUGUAUUUGCCAAUGUAGCAUCUGCUAUCUCAAGAUUCGAACCAGUAACAGUCUGUGCUAGUGCUGCUCAGUGGGAAAAUGCACGCAGCCAGUUACCAAAACAUAUCAGGGUUGUGGAGAUGAGCAUGAAUGAUUCUUGGUUUCGUGAUACUGGUCCAACUUUUGUCAUCAGAAAUACUGCAGCAAAUGCAGAACAUGUAGCGUCGAGUGUUGCAGGAAUUGAUUGGACCUUCAAUAGCUGGGGUGGUGUUGAUGAUGGAUGUUACGAAGACUGGAGUCAUGACCUUCUUGUUGCAAGAAAGAUUUUGGCAAUUGAAAAGGUCUCAAGGUUUCCACACUCUAUGAUUCUUGAAGGUGGAAGCAUUCAUGUGGAUGGAGAAGGGACUUGUCUCACGACAGAAGAGUGCCUCCUGAAUAAAAACAGGAACCCCCAUUUGUCUAAGGAACAGAUUGAGAAUGAACUAAAAGCAUAUCUUGGAGUCAGGAAGAUUAUUUGGCUGCCUCGAGGAUUGUUUGGUGAUGAUGAUACAAAUGGUCAUAUUGACAACAUGUGCUGUUUUGUGAAGCCUGGUGUUGUUUUAUUGUCUUGGACCGAUGAUCAUUCUGAUCCACAGUAUGAGAGAUCCAUUGAAGCCCUUUCUAUUCUUGAAACUACUUCUGAUGCGAAUGGUAGAAAACUACAAGUGAUCAAACUCCAUGUACCUGGGCCACUCUGUAUGACAGAUGAGGAGGCAGAUGGAAUAUUUCAGGAUGGUGAUGCAAAACCUAGGACUUCCGGUACAAGGCUUGCUGCUUCGUACGUAAACUUCUACAUUGCCAAUGGCGCUAUUAUUACUCCGCAAUUUGGGGACAAAAAAUGGGAUGAAGAAGCUAUUAGAGUCCUCUCGCUGGCGUUUCCGGAUCAUGAGGUGGUAGGAAUUGAAGGUGCAAGGGAGAUUGUGUUGGGAGGUGGCAAUAUACAUUGUAUCACGCAGCAGCAGCCAACCGGCCCAUAAUAUUCACCCAUGAUUGAUUCCGCACUUGACACAUGGACUUAAUUUUUAUGUAUUUUCUUUUUUCGUUAAGAGUCUGAAGUGCAAAAAUAAUAGACUUCUCCAAAGAAAACUUCUGUACUGUUGGAUCUGGAUUCUUUCCAGGUUACAGCACAAAUUGAUUUUUGAUUGAUGAAGUUUUUGGUAAGCUAUAGACUUCACUGGAAAUUUAGAUGCA